This is a messenger RNA of Eufriesea mexicana, 1524 nucleotides long. RefSeq names its product protein phosphatase 1 regulatory subunit 21. Gene Ontology annotation, cellular component: membrane; early endosome. Lineage: Eukaryota; Metazoa; Arthropoda; Insecta; Hymenoptera; Apidae. The record is from RefSeq and is a predicted model, not a curated record. The coding region runs from base 110 to 1486 and encodes 458 amino acids. The transcript has 5 exons.
AAAAAUUUCUAAUUGACAUUGACGUCUAUAUCAGAAGUGUUAAUAUGUAUACAUUUCUCGUUAGAAAAUACCAUGGUACAGCAAGUAUUAUAACAAUGAGGAAUUUUUAAUGAUUAUUAUAGGAAGUUGUAAUAAUACAUUAAAAAUAGAAAGAAUGGAAAACGUUAUGGAGGGUGUCAAUGGACAACUGCAAAUAAAGUAUCAAAAGAUUGCUACAGAAUACUCAAAAAUUCGUGCUCAAGCAAAUGUUUUAAAGAGAGCUGUGAUUGAUGAACAAGCACGUAAUGCAGAUAUUCGAGAACAAUUGAAAGAGAAAGAAGUAGAGCUUCGCAGAGCAGAACAAGAAUUAGAUAGCUUAUCAUUUCGAAAUCAACAAUUAACUAAACGUGUAACUGUACUACAAGAAGAACUUGAUAAAACACAAAAUAAAUCCAAGAAAGGAAAAAAUAAAUUAUCGGACAAUAAUAGCCAAGUAUUAACAUCAGCAAAUCAUAUUUUAGAUGAAGAAUUUCAAAAAAAAAUACUUGAAAAUGCUCAAUUAUUAUCACAAAUUAGUGAUAAAGAUAGUGAAAUUGAAACUUUAAAUGAAAGAAUACAACAAUUAGAAUCUAAAUUGGAUUAUUGUGAAAAAACUAAAAUUGAAUUAGAGUGUCAGUAUCAAAAUAUUAUAGAUAAAUUAGAAAGAGAAAGAAAUGAUUUACAGAAAAAGUUAAGUGACAAACAGAAACAAGAAGAAAGUGUGUCAUGGUCUAGUAAUGAGGGUAAACGAGAUGGAUAUGAAUCUGACAAUAGGAUAGGACAUUCCAACCUUCCACAAGUAGAACCAUCUCCAUUUUCAUCGCCUUCUGCAUCACGUAGAUCAUCAAAAUCUAUUGGUGAAGGACGACCUCAAAAAGUACAAGAAGAAAAUAAUGAUUUUGACUUUUCAAAAUCACGUGAUUUAGAAAAAGAAGUUAAUCACUGGAGAGCGCAAUAUCAUAUACUUAAAAUAAAAUAUGAUGAAAUAGAACAAAGAGAAUGUUUUAAUAAUAUGCAGAUUGAACAUGAACCUUUACAACCUGCAGAGAUAACGCAUAUGAUUGGAAAAUUAAUGGUACCUUUUGCGCUACCAGGAGAAAUUGAAGCUCGAGAAGCAAAAAUUAGAGAUUAUUUUCUACAAGAGAUUGAUAAAUUAAUGACAGAGAAACAUAUUUAUCAUGUGAAAAAUUUAGCUAUGGCUGCCAAUAGUGAAGUUCUACAAGUUCAUUUAGACACAAGUGAAUCAAAGAGAGAAAAAUGCGAAUCUGCACUUGCAGAAGCACUUUCAAAUUGUAGUAUUUUACAGAAAGAUAAAGAAAUACAAGAAGGAAAUUACAAAGCACAACUCAGUACUAUGAGUGAACAUCUUGCUAACAUGAAUGAAAAACUUAUUUCACAAACAGAAGAAAUACAACAAUUAAAAUUUCAGCUUGUAAAUAAGAACAGUAAAAAAGGAAAACAAAAGUGAUACAGGUCAGGUUAUAAAUUAAACAUAAUUGACAUUCC